Molecule: messenger RNA, 1511 nt
Organism: Lolium rigidum
Lineage: Eukaryota; Viridiplantae; Streptophyta; Magnoliopsida; Poales; Poaceae
Product: squalene synthase 1-like
Exons: 14
Coding region: 1-1212 (403 amino acids)
Biological process (GO): lipid biosynthetic process; farnesyl diphosphate metabolic process
Cellular component (GO): endoplasmic reticulum membrane
Molecular function (GO): squalene synthase [NAD(P)H] activity
Source: RefSeq, a predicted model, not a curated record
AUGGGGGCGCUGUCGCGGCCGGAGGAGGUGGUGGCGCUGGUCAAGCUGCGCGUCGCGGCGGGGCAGAUCAAGCGCCAGAUCCCGCCCGAGGAGCACUGGGCCUUCUGCUACGACAUGCUGCAGAAGGUCUCCCGCAGCUUCGCGCUCGUCAUCCAGCAGCUCGGACCAGAACUACGCAAUGCCGUCUGCAUCUUCUACCUCGUGCUCCGGGCCCUCGACACAGUCGAGGACGACACCAGCGUCGCUAACGACGUCAAGCUGCCCAUCCUCGUCGAUUUCUACCAACACAUCUACAACCCCAACUGGCGUUUUUCAUGUGGCACAAACCACUACAAAGUGCUCAUGGAUAACUUCAGGCUUCUCUCCACGGCCUUCCUCGAACUGGGUCAAGGAUAUCAAAAGGCAAUUGAAGAGAUCACUAGGCGAAUGGGAGCAGGGAUGGCAAAAUUUAUAUGCCAGGAGGUUGAAACUGUUGAAGACUAUAAUGAGUACUGCCACUAUGUAGCAGGGCUAGUAGGCUAUGGGCUUUCCAGGCUGUUUCAUGCUGCUGGGACAGAAGACCUGGCUUCAGAUGAACUUUCAAAUUCAAUGGGUUUGUUUCUGCAGAAAACCAAUAUAAUAAGGGAUUAUUUGGAGGACAUAAAUGAGAUACCAAAGUGCCGUAUGUUCUGGCCUCGAGAAAUAUGGAGUAAAUAUGCGGAUAAACUUGAGGACCUCAAGUAUAAGGAAAAUUCAGAAAAAGCAGUACAGUGCUUGAAUGAUAUGGUGACUAAUGCUUUGAUCCAUGCUGAAGAUUGCCUCCAAUACAUGUCAGCGUUGAAGGAUAAUACCAAUUUUCGGUUUUGUGCAAUACCUCAGAUAAUGGCAAUUGGGACAUGUGCUAUUUGCUACAAUAAUGUAAAUGUCUUCAGAGGAGUUGUUAAAAUGAGGCGUGGGCUCACUGCACGAAUAAUUGAUGAGACAAAAUCGAUGUCAGAUGUCUAUUCUGCUUUCUAUGAAUUCUCUUCAUUGAUAGAGUCGAAGAUUGAUGAUCAUGACCCAAGUUCUGCGCUAACACGGAAGCGUGUAGAGGCAAUAAAGAAAACUUGCAAGUCAUCCGGUUUAUUAAAGAGAAGGGGAUACGACCUGGAAAAGUCACGGUAUAGGCAUAUGCUGAUCAUUCUUGCACUUCUGUUGGUGGCUAUUUUCUUGGGUGUGCUGUAUGCCAAGUGAUUCGGCCAACAUGGUCCUUCUAUACUCAUACACCACCUAGCCUAAAGGUUCCAAGAUGCUGUACCUGCUGCAUGCAGAUGGAUAUGGUUUCAUGAUAUUGUGCUACCCUAAUGUCAUGCUAAUUCUUUUGUUCUUUAAUUUUGUCAUCAGUUAUGUUGUUUCAACUUGAAGUUGUUUGAAUAUGAGACACUUGUAACAUGUAUCAUAUGGAUUUAGCGUGGUGCCUUGUUAGACAAUGAUGCCAACUGCAUUUUGUUAAUUUGUGACUUAUCUAUAUGGAAAUACCAUUUUCAGUGCUA